AUGGCCAAGAAGCAGGACCCCGCCAUCACAAAUCAUGUGUCCGGUCAGUCCAACAAGCCGAUCUCGGCACCGCCCCAUACCUUGCCUGUGAACAAGGUCGUCGAGGAGCUUCAAACCAAUGGCGACGAAGGCCUCAGCCCGGCCGAAGCUGCCAAACGCCUGGAAGAAUAUGGCGGAAACGAGUUUGGCGAAGAGCAGGGUGUCCAGCCCUUUAGGAUCAUCAUGGGCCAAUUGGCCAAUGCCAUGACUCUGAUUCUCAUCCUCGCCAUGGCCGCCUCCCUUGCCAUCAAGUCCUGGAUCGAGGGCGGCGUCAUCGCCGCCGUCAUCCUCAUCAACGUCACCGUCGGAGCCACUCAGGAGUUCAAGGCCGCCAAGACCAUGGACUCCCUCCGCUCCCUUAGCUCCCCGACCGCCAGCGCCGUCCGCGACGGUGAAACCAUGGUUGUGCCCACCGUCGAGAUUGUCCCCGGUGACAUGGUCGACCUCAAGACAGGCGACACCGUCCCCGCCGACGUGCGCCUGAUCGAGGCCAUCAACUUCGAGACCGACGAGGCCCUCCUGACUGGAGAGUCCCUCCCCGUUCGCAAGGAGGCCGACUCUACCUUUGAGGCCGAUACAGGCCCGGGAGACCGUCUCAACGUCGCCUACAGCUCCUCCACCGUCACUAAAGGUCGCGCCCGCGGCAUCGUCUUCGCUACCGGCAUGUUCACUGAAAUCGGCCAGAUCGCUGCUGCCCUCCGCGGCAAGACGUCUCGUCGCCGCCCUGUCAAGAAGAAGGAGGACGGAACCGCCAACAUUGGCCGCUAUGGUAUUGCCUACUUCCUUACUGCUUACGACGCUGUGCUCCGCUUCCUCGGCGUGACCGUUGGGACCCCGCUUCAGAAGAAGCUCUCCAAGUUCGCCAUCUUGCUCUUCUUCGUUGCCAUUAUCUGCGCCAUCAUCGUGCUGGCUGCCAACAGCUUUUCCUCGAAACAGGAGGUUGUUAUCUACGCUGUCGCUACUGGUGUCUCUAUGAUUCCCGCUUCGCUCAUCGUUGUGCUUACCAUCACUAUGGCUGCCGGUACCAAGCGAAUGGUGGCCCGACAUGUCAUUGUCCGAAACUUACGCAGUCUGGAAGCUCUCGGUGCCGUCACCAACAUUUGCUCCGACAAGACCGGUACCCUCACCCAGGGUAAGAUGGUUGUCCGAAAGGCCUGGCUCCCUGGAACGGGAACCUACUCUGUCGGCAACACCGGCCGGCCCUUUGAUCCCACCGAAGGCGACGUAUCCUUCUCCGAAAAGGCACCCAAGGAAACCACCUCCAACCCGGAGAAGAAGAAGGACGAGGUCAUCGACCGGGUCAAGGCCGUUGAAGGCAACGAGACCCUGAACCAGUUCCUCAACGUCGCUUCGCUGGCCAACACGGCCACCGUUCGUCACGCCGAGGGCGAGGAGGGCGUCUGGCACGCGCGAGGCGACCCCACCGAGAUUGCCAUCCAGGUUUUCGUCUCCCGCUUCAACCGCAACCGCUUGGAUAUCUCGGGCGACAACCACCAGUGGCGCCAAAUCUCCGAGUUCCCCUUUGAUUCUGAUGUCAAGAAGAUGUCCGUCAUCUUCGAGGACACCCAGGCCGACCAACAGUGGGUCUUCACCAAGGGCGCCGUCGAGCGCAUCAUCGAUUCCUGCCCUCUCGUCCGCUUCGGCGAUGAGGAGAUUCCCAUGACGGAGGAGAUCAAGGCCAGCGUCUUGGAGAACCUAGAGGCCCUCGCCCGCCUCGGCCUUCGCGUCCUCGCCCUCGCCAGCCGCACCGGUAUCCGCAAAGUCAGCGCCAAGGACAACGAGCUUGAUCGUGCCGAAUUCGAGCAAGACCUUGCCGGCAUCGGCGUCCACAUGCUUACCGGCGACCACCCCGAGACUGCCCGCGCCAUCGCCAAGGAGGUUGGCAUCCUGCCUAGCCGUACCCAAGAGAUCUCUGCCGACGUUGCCAAGGCCAUGGUCAUGACGGCUCGCGAGUUCGACAAGCUCACCGAAGACGAGAUUGACCAGCUGCCCCUCCUACCCCUCGUCAUCGCGCGUUGUGCCCCUAGCACAAAGGUUCGCAUGAUCGAAGCUCUCCACAGGCGCAAGAAGUUCGCCGCCAUGACUGGCGACGGUGUCAACGACUCUCCCAGUUUGAAGCAGUCCGAUGUUGGUAUCGCUAUGGGACAGGCCGGAUCUGACGUCGCCAAGGAAGCCUCGGAUAUCAUUCUCACGGACGACAACUUUGCCUCGAUUCUCAACGCCGUCGAAGAAGGACGACGCAUGUUUGACAACAUUCAGAAGUUUGUGCUCCACGUUCUCGCGCAGAACAUUGCGCAGGCAUGCACGCUUCUCAUCGCCCUCGCCUUCAAGGAUCAUACUCGCCUCUCCGUUUUCCCCUUGUCCCCCGUUGAAAUUAUGUGCCUCCCGGACAUCAUGAAGCGACCUCCCCAGAACUUGAAGCAAGGUGUCUUUACCCCCGAGCUCAUGCUUGACAUGCUUGUGUACGGCCUAUGGAUGGCAGCUCUCUGCCUCAGCAGCUUCGUUCUUGUCCUGUACGGGUUCGGUGACGGCGAGAUCGGCGAGAACUGCAAUAACCACUACUCGGAGGGCUGCGAUACCGUGUUCCGUGCCCGUGCGACCUGUUUCACUGCCAUGGUAUGGUUCUCGCUCUUCCUUGCUAUCGAGAUGAUGGAUCUCCGACGCAGCUUCUUCCGCAUGAAGCCCAAGAGCCCCCACUAUCUGACGCAAUGGGCCCGCGAUCUGUGGGAGAACCGCUUCCUCUUUUGGUCCAUCCUGGCGGGCGGCAUCUCUUGGGAGUGGGGCAUUGUGUUUGUCGAGACGGCUGUGUUCUUUGCGGGCGUCGAGGCGUGGAAGCUCGCCAAGCGCAUAUGGUUCCGCAAGAAGGCAGCCAAGAAGACGGGCGGUGUCACUGAUCUGGAGUCGAGGGUGUUUAGCCGCUACUACAGUAUCGGCCGAUCUGACUCGGAGACUGAUACCCCGUUUGUCAAGACCAAGAUCAAGGAUGAGAACCAAGAGGGUUGA
Molecule: messenger RNA, 3042 nt
Organism: Parascedosporium putredinis
Lineage: Eukaryota; Fungi; Ascomycota; Sordariomycetes; Microascales; Microascaceae
Source: the annotation of a GenBank genome assembly